AUUUGUAGCAAAGAUGGUGUCAUCAUCAGACUUGGAUGAAUCCGGCUGGCAAGAAGAUGGAAGGCCCAAUUCAAAACAGAAAAAAACAAAAGGACCUAGUCUUUAUGAAAUUCUGGGUAUUACUGAGGAUGCGUCGGAUGAUGACAUCAAGCGCGCUUACAGGAAACUAGCCUUAAAGUAUCAUCCUGACAAGAAUUUGGAGAAUGAUCCGGAGAAAACUGAACGCUUUAAAGAAAUUAAUCAUGCACAUGCUGUACUUUCGGUGCCAACAAGGCGUAAAGUAUACGAUAAAUAUGGAGACAUGGGUCUGAAGUUGAUGGAACAGUUUAGUGAUGAUGGUGCUGUGAUCGGUUUAGCUUUCAAGCCCUGGUUUAAGUGGACGUUCAUCAUUUGUGGUCUUUCGACAUGUUGCUGUUUCUUUUGCUGUUGCGGCUGCAUGUUUUGUUGCAAUUGUUGUUGCAACUUUUGCUGUGGUAAAUAUAAACCGAAAGGAUUUGAUGAGGAAGGAGAUAUCGGGGAAAGUGAUGCAGAACAAGAAACGAAUGGAACUGUCUCAGUGAUUGUUGAUCAGCCAGAAGAGUCGAAUAUGUUGCCGAAAAGUAGUAAAGAUGAUGAAAAUCUAAAAAUUGCGGAAAGCUCAAACGAGAAGUUGCGUGAUUACCCUACAUCAUAUUCAAUAAAUCAUAUAAGCAGUGAAGCUGAUCCUGAAAAUUGAAUGCUCUGACCUCAGGAAAUGGUAAUGUAUGACGUUGUUUGCAACAGGAAAGUUCUGCGAAGGCCUUGAAGUGAAUGUGUAUCACAUAUUUCAUGCUCAAGUAAAAUUACUAAAUAGCAGUGGUUAGAUGAAUUAUUUGGCAAAGUCAUAAUUUUUACCCGUUUUUUUUUCUUUUUUGUAAUUAAAUGUCAUUAUUCCUUCACUUUUUUGAUGAAAGCAUAUAAAGGUCAGUCCUUGUUGCUAUUUUAAUUUUCACUACACGGAGCUUAAUUUUCGCAAUUUUUCUGCGCGUUCCAGGUUAUUGCAAAUAUUUGUUCUAUGUAAAGUUUCCUCUAUAUUGAAUUUUUUCGCUUUCCUGAUCGAGAAUCAGUUAAAUGACCCUUUGCGGAGUUGCUUGUUUUCAAGUAGUUCAUUGUGUUUACUUUUGUUCAGCCAUCCAAGUGUGUGUUGUUUUUGUCCUCGAUUAUAUUGUCAUAAGGUGCAGAUCUCAUUAGGCUUGUGAUACCUAGGUUUGUAUCUAAAAAGAAAAAAAACGCGAUUUGGGAAGAUUAAACCUGCAGAUAAAAUUCCCCUGCCACUAAUCGAAUACUUUCAGAAAU
Messenger RNA from Loa loa (African eye worm), 1314 nucleotides. RefSeq names its product DnaJ domain-containing protein. The coding region runs from base 14 to 715 and encodes 233 amino acids. Gene Ontology annotation, cellular component: type Is terminal bouton. Gene Ontology annotation, biological process: regulation of neuromuscular synaptic transmission. The record is from RefSeq and is a predicted model, not a curated record. NCBI's taxonomy places the organism in Eukaryota, Metazoa, Nematoda, Chromadorea, Rhabditida, Onchocercidae. The transcript is spliced from 7 exons.